Messenger RNA from Chrysemys picta bellii (western painted turtle), 1980 nucleotides. NCBI's taxonomy places the organism in Eukaryota, Metazoa, Chordata, Testudines, Emydidae. The record is from RefSeq and is a predicted model, not a curated record.
UUCGCUGGUGGGAACCUAUUGUACAGUCUGGUGCCAUCAACGUCUCCUCACAGUUAAAACCAUUGGGAACUUUCUCCACAUACAGGACAAGUGAGGCGUGAGAGUCCAGAUUUGGCUACAAGUGGCUGGAAAUGUUUGCUAGAGCGGCCAAGCAGCUCACAAAAGAGCUGGACUCUGACGGGAGGUUCAUUCCUAUAUCCAGCUUGGCUAGUGCCGAUAGUUACAGACCCUUCUCUUUGGUCAUGAAGGAACAGUCCAGGCUGCCUUGGCCACCCAGAAAAUAUCUCGCCACCUCCUACAAACUUACAGACGUAUUCAAAGAAGGAACAGCUAUGGAUGCAGAGGUGAAAUAUGAUGCUCCGUUACGAUACUCCGAGACCACAGACCAGAAAGUAGGAGUAAAGAUCAGCCUUAAGUUACAGCCAUUCUCUGACUCUCAGAUAACCGUGAGAAAAGCCUACAUGGUUAAAAAAGGGCAGUGGAAAAUUGACACGUCGCACAAGUUCAUAAAGAGGUUCUCAGGAUCCCAUAGGAUGAAGCUGUAUGUCGUGACUGAGGCUUUUGAGAUAAAGGAACCAUUGCUCAUUGAGGAGACGAGCCAGGGAGGAGGCAAAGUCAUGAUCACAGCAGGGGAAAUAGGUGAAAUACAGGGUUGUGGCGAGAGCAUUAAAAAGAAGACUAUGGAGAUUCCUCAGGGCACGGUGGUGGCAUAUGUCGUACACCCCUGGAUAUCCAGGAGAAAAGAUUUCUCCGCUUCAAUAUUUCAGAAAGUGAAGGACACCAUCGAAAGAGUAUGUGAGCCGCUGAUGUCUCUGAGUCAGGAUUUCAGGAUCAAAUUGCUGGGAACCUUUAAGAGCUUUCUGCAGGAUGGUGAUGUUAUAUCAGAUGUUAAAACUGUGGUAUCCUUGGCCCUGGCGGGGGGUCAACCUAAGCACUCAAUGCUGGACUCGUUGGAUGAAAUUCUCCGGCCUCAGGCGGAAAAUUUGCUUCAUGAUUUAGGAGUUUUCUGUGAGGAUCAGAGAGAAGAAUCCCCUUCAUUAUUGCAACCGGUACACUUCCUGUGUUCUUCUUUAGAAGAUCUGGACUUUAGAGUGCUGCCCCUGCUUGUGACCUGCAUAGAGAAGAACAUGGUGGCCAAGCAGCUUGCGCUGAUGGAUGGCAUCAUGGAGUGGAUUCUUUCCAGUGACAAAGAAAGAAUCUUCAGCCUGGCCUCUUCUCUGCCAGAAGAAGAAAAGGACGUAACUGCAGAAAUGAUGAAUACCUGCGGAUUGAUUCCACAGACAGACAGACCCUCUCUCACCUACCUGUGGAAUGAGGAAGCCCAAUCAAACCUAACUGCAUUGUAUGCAGCCUUAUAUGCUUUGUGGAUUCUAAGCGAGUGAUACCAGUUUAAGUAGGCGGGUGUAAAUAUAAAAAAUGUGGAUCAACAAAGAGCUACAAAUCAUCACCCUAAAGCAGGGUUGGGCAAAUUAUGGCCCAUGGGCCUCAUCCGGUCCGUCAGACCAUUUAAUCCGGCCCUCAGCUCCCGCUGGGGAGCGGGGUCUGGGGCUUGCCCUGCUCCCGCCCUCCAGCCAGGGAGCAAGGUUGGGUGCUUUCACUACUCUGCUGCCCCAUCUGCAGGCGCCGCCCCCGCAACUCCCAUUGGCAACGGUUCCCGGCCAAUGGGAGCUGCAGGGGUGGCACUUGCGGAUGGGGCAGCGCACAAAGCCGCUUGGCUGCGCCUCGCAGCUGGAGGUGGGACAUGCUUCUGGGAGCUGCUUGCUGUAAGCAUCCGGAGCCUGCAUUCCUGAAGCCCACUGCCCCCCGCAUCCCAAUCCCUGGAUCCCCCUCCUGUCCUCCGAACCCCUUGAUCCCAGCCCAGGGCCCCCUGUGUAUCCCAAGCCCCUCAUCCCCAGACAGAGCCCUCACCCGCCACCGUCCCCAUCCCUGAUCCCCCUCCUGCCCUCCGAACCCAUUGGUCCCCGCCGGGACCAUCGUCCU